GGUCAGCUCGACAUAGACUACAAAACCUACACCAAACCCAAAUCAAUUAGGAGCAGACGAGGGCAUUCGAUCCAAUUUGUGAUCCCAGCUACAAAGACAGAUGUGUACAGCAAUUCAUUCUUCCCCCGCACAAUUAAAACAUGGAAUAAUCUCCACCCAAGUAUAGUUACCCAACCAGAUACAACCAAAUUUAAAGUAGCUCUUUCUUCCCAAUAACCCUUUCUGGCUUAAGCCCUCCCUUCACCACCUCUAGUUUAAAUUCCAUUUGGAAUAUUUUGGAGGACCAAGAAACAAGAGCUUGUCUGAAGAAGGGUUUCGACCCGAAACGUUGCCCAUUUCCUUCGCUCCAUAAAUGCUGCUGCACCCGCUGAGUUUCUCCAGCAAUUUUGUGUACCUUCGAUCUUCCAGCAUCUGCAGUUCCUUCUUGGCUGAAUGGAUGCCCCAUACGAUGGAGCUGAGAUAACAUUAGUAACAGAAGAGAUUGAAGGCUGCUACAGCUACGCUAAAAGCUUCCAGCCCAAAAAGAAAAAGAAAUGGAAAGAUCAAAGUGAUGAUGGAACUAAGAAAGGCAAGAAGCCCAGACCAGCUUAUUUGCUCUACUAUUAUGACACCCAUUUAAAAGUACAGCAAGACUUUCCUAACUUGCCACGGAGUGAGAUAAACAAGAAAAUCAGUGAAAGCUGGCGGCGUCUCAGUGUUGCAGAGAAGAGUAUUUAUCUUGAAAAGGCAAAACUGGAAAAAGAAGGAAUAGAUCCGAACGAUAAGUUGAUAAGUGCAUCAGCUGCUGUCCCUCCUGCCGAUAUUCCAGGAUUCCGCAAGAUACUUCCCCGUUCCAACUACAUCAUAAUUCCUACCUCCAAUUUGCCGGGCGACAGAAAUGGUCGGCAGCUUGCGCAGUCUCCCACUCCGCGGGGAGGCGAUGGGAAUUCCGUCUGGCAGACCAUCACCCACGACUCGAUACAGAGUCUCUUUACUGUCAGCGGCACACUUGCAGACGCUUGCCAUGUGGAGAACACAGAGGAGAGCAUUGCCAUCGACGGAAUCACCGACGAGACCACCUUCGUUCACACGGAAACGAUGCAGGAGAUGCUGACUCAGUUCUCUAAUUCUGGAGAUGAUAAAUUGGCAGCAGAACUUGGCGGCAGCAAGACCUCUUUGGAAUUAACUCAUCCCUAUGACUCGCCUUGUGUUGUCAUUGAAGGAACGCUGAUAAGUACAUGUGACAAUGUGCCAGAAAGUGUAACCAGCUGCAGUGAGCAGCAGGCAGCAGAGACUACUCCUGUCAUAGCUGUGUUGUCCAAUCCGAGCAAGCUGGCUGCCAGCCUCACCAGCCACUGUGCUGUCGAACAAACUAUUGGUAUUAGCAGCAAACAGUCCAUCUUUGCCCAGAAGACAACGUACACACGAAGAGGCCGUGGGACUUGUCCACAUCCAAACUGUUUGUUUACAUACGUCACCAGGCACAAACCUCCACAGUGCCCCAGUUGUGGCAAGUGGCUGGGAGGGAAAUGGAUUCCAAAGGGUAAACAGCCGCAGGUGCUAAACGUACACGUGGAAUGCAAUCAACAGAAGCACAGCAAGGAAAGAGCGGAUGUGACUGUUUGUACAAAGGACACAGUGCAGUCGAGUCUGGAGAGUUCGCAGGCCGUGACGCAGCUUCUAAAUGUAGCUUCAGACCAUCACCGGGAUGAGGAGCAGCAAUCGAUGCGGGCUAGUUGGCAGCAGACCGUGCACCUUGAGCCCAGAGACACGGGGCCACCAGUGGCCACUGUACAGAACGCUGGCAUGCCACAUCCACUGGGGCUGUGUAGCACACCAUUAACUGCUGAGGACAGAGUGGUGGAGGCACGUUCUGAAGAUGGCAUAAAGGAGGUGGGCCCUGGAAACCACCAACCAUCAAAUGACAAUAACGCUACAAUGAAUAAUUCCCAUGGAGUUAAGACUACAAGACCAGCAUCAAGUGUUUCUCGACAAGAGUUACAAGCGCGGCGAAGAUGUAAAGCCAGGGGGCGAGUGAAGUCUGCCUUGCCGAUUGGAACAGGCCGGUCACGACCACCUCGUGUGAUCCUGCCAGCCACUCCGUCCGCUGCAGCUGCACAGUCGGGAGUUACCUACAUCCGAGUGGUGACAGUGCCUGUCACUCAGGCAGAGACGACAGAAGCCUCUGCAUCUUCAGCAAGCAAUGGAAGUACAGUUGGAAGUUCCUGCACCAAGAGCUUGAGUUCUGCACCCCCCUCAGGAUUGAAGCCCAGCACCUUAAAGCAACUGGGGCACUCGGUAUUGCACCCCAACUUUGCAGACGGAGACGAGCAGGCAAAAUUGAAAGUUUCUGCAGAGAGUGGCUCACCGCAAGCCAGUGCGGUUUCUGUUCGUACUGUGUGUUUGACUCUUCCCAAAACCAGCAAAGCCAGUGCCUUUGACCUGGGUUUGGCGACUUGCAGAGGGAAAGGGCGAUGUAAAAAUCCCAAAUGUACAUACGUGUACAUGAAUAGGUACAAGCCAGGGAUUUGUCCUGAGUGUGGCUAUGACUUCACAAGAGACAAACAGGAUAUCAAGCCAUCAAAACCUAUUAUAAACAAUAGCCUCUCCUUGGACCUGCUGAUUCCAGAGGAAGGGCUAACGCAGGCGUCAAAGGAAUUACAGCGUCAGACAACGCUGGUUCUGCUCAGGAGAACCGUCCAAAUACCAGAGAAUGAGGCUGAGCUGCACGAAAUCUUUAGUUUAAUUCAGGAACUCAACAGCUCGCGAUUGGUCUUGUCAGCUGUGAAUGAAACCAUCACCUUGGAACAUAACUCGUGGCCCAACUACUAUGAGGCUUCAGCCACCGUCUGUGGCCUGUGUGAGAGCCAGCUAUUCAAGGGUGGACACAAUUCAGCGGCAAGCCCUGAGGAGUGCUGGCUGCUGACAGAAAGCCAGUUCCAGGUGGUCAUAGUCCAGACCAAAGUCUGCAUGAAUCCACACUGCCUCGCACUGCAUAACUUCACCGACAUCAACUCAGGUUUAUUUAACAUUGGAAACAAGCUUUUGGUCAGUUUGGACUUGCUGUUCAAAAUCCGGAAUUGUAUUAAGCUUGGAGAAGAUCCCAGAGCUGUAACCACCCUGAUAUUGGACUCUGUUCAAAAAAUCACAGAGAAAACCUUGUCGGAGGAGCAGCUGAAUCAGCUCCGAGAGCUGGUGUGGAGUGGAUAUUGGGCGUUUGAGUCUCUGACCAUUCGUGAUUAUAAUGACAUGAUAUGUGGUAUCUGUGGAAUAGCAGCCAAGCUGGAAGUAGCGCAGAGAAACUCUGCCAAUGUUCUAGCACUAAAGAAUGUUGAGUUCACCUGGCCUGAUUUCCUCACCUCGGAUGAAGUUAACGUGGAGGAUUUCUGGUCCACCAUGGAGAACGAAGCCAUCGAGCAGGCGGUCUUCCCAUCCAGCAUUCCCAUCACGAAAUUCGAUGCCUCGAUAAUUGCUCCAUUCAUCCCGCCCCUCCUGAGAGGGCCUGUGGUGGUUAAUAGUGAGAAAGACAAAAACCCACAGCCACUGCCAGUUGCUGGAAAUCCAAGAAUGUUGGUAAGACUGUUGCAAGAUGAUGUUUUCAAGCCAGAGGAACUCAACUCCUACAGUGAAUCUGAACUGAGGAACUUGCUAACAUUGUGUAGCAUUCCCGUUCAUCCAGGUGACUCCAAGGAGCAGCUGUGUUCCAUGCUGUUCGCUUUGUAUGCCGACAUAUUGGAUGGAUCAGCUUCAAAGGAUCAGCCUCCUUGUGACGUGACGGGAGGGAAAGUCUACAAAGUGUGUCUGCAUCAGGUGGUUUGUGGAUCAAAGUACCUGGUGAGACGGGAGUCUGCCCGGGACCACGUUGACCUGCUGGUGUCCUCCCGCUACUGGCCCCCCGUCUACACGACGGACAUAGCUCCACACGUGGCGUUAAACGCAGAUGUCCGCUACCCUGACAUCACAGCGCAGAUGUGGGAACGCAAUCAAGGCUGUUUCUCCAACCCCCUGGACCCACCAAAGCAUGUUUCCUGCCCUGAGCUUCUCGAUCAACAGUACACCAUGGACAUAACUGUGUCAGAAGGCAGCAGUCAGCACCCUAUCACCAAGUCGAGCGUGCGUAGACUAGUGUGCCAAGAUGCUGACCAGAGCACAGAGGGGGAUGUGAUGCCAAGGCACCACUCCAUCGCCCUGUGUGAUGAACUGCAUCCGUAUCGUGACCUCCUCACAACUAUGGCCGGCAGUAAAGUGGAGAAUGUGCGGCAACAAGCUAUUAUUUUUGAAAAUGCAACUUACUACUAUUUAUACAAUCGCUUAGUGGACUUCCUGACGAGCAGAGACAUUGUCAACCAGCAGAUCAGUGAAGUCUUGCAGAGCUGCCAGCCUGGAGAGGUGGUGAUUCGAGAUAGUUUGUACAGACUGGGGAUAGCCCACCUGAACACGGAGAGUGAGACAGAGGAGCUGGCAUGACCACUGCGUGACUGGACCCAUAAUCACUUGUCAAGUAAUGUAUUUAUUCAGUACUCUAUUUAAUUAAAAUAUUAUGUGUUUGCGA
This is a messenger RNA of Leucoraja erinaceus (little skate), 4531 nucleotides long. RefSeq names its product HMG box domain containing 3 (gene hmgxb3). The transcript has 21 exons. Bases 433 to 4446 code for a protein of 1337 amino acids. Lineage: Eukaryota; Metazoa; Chordata; Chondrichthyes; Rajiformes; Rajidae. The record is from RefSeq and is a predicted model, not a curated record.